Fukomys damarensis (Damara mole-rat) is the source of this 1908-nucleotide messenger RNA. It is a transcript of the gene Kcng1, whose product is annotated as potassium voltage-gated channel modifier subfamily G member 1. The record is from RefSeq and is a predicted model, not a curated record. Lineage: Eukaryota; Metazoa; Chordata; Mammalia; Rodentia; Bathyergidae. Gene Ontology annotation, molecular function: protein binding; delayed rectifier potassium channel activity. The transcript is spliced from 4 exons. Gene Ontology annotation, cellular component: voltage-gated potassium channel complex; membrane. Gene Ontology annotation, biological process: protein homooligomerization; potassium ion transmembrane transport; regulation of delayed rectifier potassium channel activity. The coding region runs from base 416 to 1843 and encodes 475 amino acids.
CUCUCUAAACAGAAUUAGCAACAAGAAUCUGUCUGCAAUCACCAGUCACUAUUGGCUGUCUUUAUUACCUAGCAGAUUGUACUUGAUGGACACAGUCAGCACAAAGUGUGAAUUUACCACAGACAGGGUCUGGAUUGUGCCUAAGGUUGUCCCUUGCCCUAUGGUGACUUUUAUCUCCAACCUGCACUUCCCCAGGCAGAGACAGCACGUACAGCCGUGCCCUCCCUCCCUCCAGAAGAAGUUGGUAAGCAGGUGUCUCCCUUCCCGCUGUCCGGAGGUUCGCACUGUUCCCCAAGUCAGCUUGCCUACUAAAUCUGCAAUCCCACCUCUCCGGCUACAAAGAGGCCAAUCAAGAAGGUGUUCUGGCUCCAGCCUCUGAACACCUCCUGGCCCCAGAGGGAUGUAAAGGCCCAAAAUGACCCUGUUACCGGGAGACAAUUCAGACUACGACUACAGCGCCCUGAGCUGCAGGUCGGACGCCUCCUUCCACCCGGCCUUCUUCCCACAGAGCCAGGCGCUCAAGGGCGUAUUCUACCGCCGAGCGCAGCGGCUGCGCCCGCAGGACACCCCGGGCCCCGGGGACCGGCGCCGGCAGAUCAUCAUCAACGUGGGCGGCAUCAAGUACUCGCUGCCCUGGACCACGCUGGAUGAGUUCCCCCUGACGCGGCUGGGCCAGCUCAAGACCUGCACCAACUUCGACGACAUCCUCAGUGUGUGCGAUGACUACGACGUGACCUGCAACGAGUUCUUCUUCGACCGCAACCCCGGGGCCUUCGGCACCAUCCUCACCUUCCUGCGCGCCGGGAAGCUGCGGCUGCUCCGGGAGAUGUGCGCGCUGUCCUUCCAGGAAGAGCUGCUGUACUGGGGCAUCGCCGAGGACCACCUGGACGGAUGCUGCAAGCGCCGCUACCUGCAGAAGAUCGAGGAGUUCGCCGAGAUGGUGGAGCGGGAAGACGAGGAGGACGCGCUGGACAGCGAGGCUCGCAACAGUGACAGCUCCGUGACAGGCGAGGGCCGCCUGAGCCGCUGCAUGCGGAGACUGCGCGACAUGGUGGAGAGGCCGCACUCGGGGCUGCCGGGCAAGGUGUUCGCCUGCCUGUCUGUGCUCUUUGUCACCGUCACCGCGGUCAACCUCUCGGUCAGCACCUUGCCCAGCCUGAGAGAGGAGGAGGAGCAGGGCCAGUGUUCCCAGAUGUGCCACAACGUCUUCAUCGUGGAGUCGGUGUGCGUGGGCUGGUUCUCGCUGGAGUUCCUCCUGCGGUUCAUCCAAGCUCCCAGCAAGUUCGCCUUCCUGCGGAGCCCGCUGACGCUCAUCGACCUGGUGGCCAUCCUGCCCUACUAUGUCACCCUGCUGGUGGACGGCGCCGCCUCCGGCCGCCGCAAGCCCGGCACGGGCAACAGCUACCUGGACAAGUGCACCCGCGAGUUCGGCCUGCUGCUGCUCUUCCUGUGCGUGGCCAUCGCCCUCUUCGCGCCCCUCCUCUACGUCAUCGAGAACGAGAUGGCAGACAGCCCCGAGUUCACCAGCAUCCCUGCCUGCUACUGGUGGGCCGUCAUCACCAUGACGACUGUGGGCUACGGGGACAUGGUGCCCCGGAGCACGCCGGGCCAGGUGGUGGCGCUGAGCAGCAUCCUCAGCGGCAUCCUGCUCAUGGCCUUCCCGGUGACCUCCAUCUUCCACACCUUCUCCCGCUCCUACCUGGAGCUCAAGCAGGAGCAGGAGCGCGUCAUGUUCCGCAGGGCCCAGUUCCUCAUCAAAACCAAGUCGCAGCUGAGCGGCAUGUCCCAGGACAGCGACAUCUUGUUCGGAAGUGCCUCCUCGGACCUCAGAGACAACGACUGAGCCCAGAGGACGCCCCCAGCCCGCCUGCCGCCCGCGGCUCACGCUCCCGCCGUCCGCCAAGGGAG